CGGGAAUCAGGAGGAUAGAAUUAGAAGAAAAGAAAUGAUUAACAGAAAUAGAAUCGAAUAAUUGGAAAUACGGGAUCGGGUUAAAGAGAGGAAUAUUUGAAAAGGGAUGGAGUUGUUAGGUAAACUGGUGCCAUUCCUGGAAAAUGUUGUAGCGAAUGCUUCAGUGCUGACAAUACUGGCCAUAAGUUUCGAAAGAUACAGGGUUGUUUGCAAUCCUUUAAAGGUUAGAAAUGAAGAAACUAUCAGAGUGUGGAAGAUAGUUGUCAUAAUCUGGGUUAUAUCGUCGGGUUUCAGUCUACCUUGGUUGUCCAUACCUAUUGUGAAGAAUUCGGAAUUUUUAGACGGCACGCCAAUAAAGGUAUGCAGAAUUCCAAUCAUCGAACUCUGGCAAGAAAUAUUCAUUGUUCUACUAGCUGUCCUGUUUUUCUUGAUUCCAUGUUUAACAUUGUUUCUGCUGAACUGCCACCUUUGCAGAGUACUCAACCAGGCCGGAGAAUAUGAUAUGUGUAUUCAUCAAGCUGGAAAUGACCGACGAAAACGGCAAAAUCAAGUUGCAAACAUUAUUGCAUCCAUAGUAACCGUGUUUUUUAUAUGUCAUCUACCAUUCAGAGUUGCCGGACUUUGGCUGUCGUUCGCAGAUCCACGAACAAUAGGACGUCUGGGAUUGGAGCGGUAUUUGGGUAUUGUUUACUCAACAAGAAUCCUUUUUUAUUUGAAUCAUGCUUUGAACCCAGUUGUGUACAAUUUUGUUUCAACAAAGUUUCGCUGUGCUUUGAGUGAUCUAUUUGCUAACACUGUUUGCUCGGGAUUUUGCAAUUUGCUGACAAGGAGAAAGUUGAAACUUUCGACAACUACUGCUUCUACUAAACUAACUGUGCGGAAAAAUACGAGUUCAAAGGGGUAUCCUUAUAACUCGCCAGUACAGGGGCGUACUUCAGAUGAUAGAAACAAUGAACAGGUGUUAGAUCAGAAAUAUAAAUUAAGGAUUAACUUUGAAGACAAACGUGUAGCAAUCAAAUUUAACUUCGUUACUAAUCCGGAGUGUGUAUAAGCUUUUAUAUUGUUGUGAACUUACAAAUCUUGUGUUCUUAUUGAAUAUAAUUACGCACGGAAGUUUAUUACAACAUAACACGUCUGUUUAAUUUUUCUAUUCGUGGAAAUGAAAAUCAACAACAUGACAUUGUAUUGAUACAUUAUAAUAGACAUACUUAACAUUCAUAUGCAAAGAAAAAAACAACUAAGAACAUACCUUUUGUCCAGAAUUAUAUUCAAUCGAUUUAUUUGAUAGUUAAAACAUUACAAUCCGUCAGCUUCGAGAUGCACUCUCCAACCGCCUCAUAAAACCAGUAGUUUCCUUCAUAGUGCUCAUCGUUAUCAUAAAUUGUAGACCGUGUUUCCCAACCAACCUUAUAUACAGUAGACUAAGUAUAACUUAAACUUAGCCCAUAUUUCCUAUGAAUGAUGAUAAUAGAAAGGUUUUAAUGACCUGAAACUGUUCAUUUUUGCGAUUAAUGUAAUUGCAAAUAUUUUAAAAUAUGAUCAUUUAAUUUGCCGCCCGUGCUUUAAGAAAUCUGGUUAAAAAGUCUCGAUGCACUACUUUUAAUGGAAGUAGCAUUGUAUAAAAUAAUUGUCUACUACAAAAAAUACUUUACCAUCCAACGCUCGCCCGAAGCACUACCUUAAACAACUGGAAAGGUAUGAAACAGACUAUAUUUACGCAGCUGUUCAGAUGUAACAUGUUAAACUUCAUAUUUACAUGUAUCUAAAUAUUUUCUCAUAGUGCGGGAUAGGGGAUGGGGCAACAUAUAAGUCCACUUUACUCUUGGUGUCAAAUCUUAACAAAACGUAAAUAUAAACAUAUUGUUCGAGUGGACAUAUUGAUAGUUAAGUCAUAGUAACUGAAGCGGCAAUGAGAAGAACCUAACAUUGUAGCUUUGAGGGCGAAGUUUUGCCGCCCUCCAGCUAUGAAGGCGCUCUUACGCCAGUAAUGAUAUAGCCACUUGCCUUUGGGCUAAUUUUGAAAUCCUUGAUUUAAUUAUUGUAUAAUAAUCUCCAUUUCAGACAUGAGACGGUACUUUGUUUUACCAACUUCAGUCCAUCAUAAUUACCUUGUUAAAGAAAGUGUUAGAUUCUGUCAUACAUAUAGCUGUUUAUUGUUUCAUUUAGUGUUAUAUUGUGAAUAUGCAAGUCACAUAUAUAUGUUAUCACUGUCGUGUGAGGGAAUGCAUUUUUUUUCAUAAGCAAUAGUUAUGACCUCAUUUUCCGAUUCAAACUAUUUUUUACUCGCUGCUGCUUUCUAUUCUUGGUGAUUACCGCUAAUGUCAUAUAACUGUACUUUUCAUUUGAAGUUAUUUCUAGUUACGGAGACAAAUAUGCUAUAAAACGUUUCCAUUUUCACUCAUAUAGCACAGCAAUAAACGAAACAAUAUGAAUCUCAUUAAAACAAGAUACGACGACUUUACACAAAGCCUAAAUAUGUUUAUGAAUAAACAUAACGAUUACGUACGAAACUAUAUACUUCAGUAUUUAUGAUAUUUGCAUGCAUGUACCUGAAAAGUGCCCGAUUAGUGUUCCUGGAUUCUGAACCAGUACUGACUUGUUAUUGAUUUUAUACAACAAAACUCCUGUUAAAUCAUGGUCAUUUAGAUAACGUUUUAUAGAGCUUUGAGAGAUAUCGUGCCGGAACUUAUUCUUAUAGCUUAUUAAAUAUUUAUAAAUUAUAUGUAAAUGUUUAAGGUGUGAACACAUGUUAAUUCCAAAAAUAAUUGUUAAAUGUAAUUACUUCGAAGAUUUUCAUUUACAAAAAAACACGUUCCAAAUUUGUUUAUUUUCGUCCAAAAAGUCUUAGACCCAUGUGGCAUUACAAAAAUACAUAAUAAUACAUAAUACAUAUAUAUAUGGCGGCAUGUGAAAGAAGUAUACGACAAUUUAUUAUAACAAUAUGAUCAUUUUGCAAAUAUAUCUGCCAAGAUAAUUUCUACACAGUAAUUGAUUCAAAUAAACGUGCAUAUACAAAUGCACCUGCAUAUUUUAAUUAAAAGCGUUGGAAAUCACAUGUACCAAACAAAUAUUUUUCGAAACAUUUGAAUUACGAAAGUUUGAAUUAGUUUAUACACAAUUACAAUUCACAUAUAUUAUAACACGGUAAUACAACAAUAAAAACAAAAACAAAAUCCAUUUUAUUGUCGAACUUUUGAAAUACGCUCUGAAAAAGAUCUACUCUAGAGCUAUCAGAGUAAAAAUGUUUUAUGAGUAUUUCUGUUAUUUCUUAUGUAUUUCUGUCAUGUUCUAUGCUACUAUAUAGGGCAACAUCAGAAAAAAUGAGACAUUAGAUGCACAGAACGUUAUAUGUAUAUGUUUGUAUAAUUAUUUGAUAUAUUCAUUCAAAGAAAGAGUAAUGUGAAUUAUACAUGCAUAUAUAUGUAAUACUCAUUUUACUAAAGUUGACAUAGUUUAUGACUUAAGUACAAUACUACGAAUAUACAUGUAUGUGUUAAUGUGUAUCAGUCUAACAUGGUAAUUUGGCUUAUGAUAUACUUAUUGGUAUUUUUCAUAGAUUGCUGUAAACAUUGAUAAAUUACGUACAAACAGUAAAUGUUAGAAGAUGCUGCCUGUGUAAAUCUAACUUGUUCUAACUAUGUUUCUUAUGACAAGUUUAUGUAAUUUCUGUAAUGAUUCAUUCAAUCUGCAUACUUGGUCGCCUGUAAUAAUAAACUGUCAAAAAUU
Messenger RNA from Mercenaria mercenaria, 3726 nucleotides. Its product is annotated as growth hormone secretagogue receptor type 1-like. Gene Ontology annotation, biological process: G protein-coupled receptor signaling pathway. Lineage: Eukaryota; Metazoa; Mollusca; Bivalvia; Venerida; Veneridae. Gene Ontology annotation, molecular function: G protein-coupled receptor activity. The record is from RefSeq and is a predicted model, not a curated record. Bases 107 to 1051 code for a protein of 314 amino acids. The transcript has 4 exons. Gene Ontology annotation, cellular component: plasma membrane.